This is a messenger RNA of Onthophagus taurus, 709 nucleotides long. RefSeq names its product spindle pole body component 97. The record is from RefSeq and is a predicted model, not a curated record. NCBI's taxonomy places the organism in Eukaryota, Metazoa, Arthropoda, Insecta, Coleoptera, Scarabaeidae.
AUCAGUUUAAGUGUUGACACAAACAAAAAUGAAGUUCAUCAUUAUCUUCGCAAUAAUUGCUGCUGUUUCUGCGGAACCUCCUCGAUUUGGAUACCAACAACAACAAUCAGCUCCUUAUAACCCACGUGGAUGGAGACCAUCUGGUCCAUCUUUUGAUUUACCCCAAAGACAACAAAAUUAUGAAACUUAUGGAGCACCUCAACAACAACAACAACAACAAAAUUAUGAAUCGCCCCAAAUUACUUAUGGAGCACCUCAACAACAACAGCAACAACAAAAUUAUUUACCACCUAAAGUAGAAUAUGGACCACCAGAACCUGAUGCGAAAAAUGUUGAAACUACAACCAUCGCUGAUGAUGUUGCUACAACUCAAACUCCAGCUAAAUUGGUGGAAGAAGUGCCAAAAGCGAAAUCCGAAAAGUUGGAAGAACCUAAACCACAAAAUCCGGUGUUUUUGAUUGUUCCACAACCCGAAAAGUUGGUUUAUACCGUUCAACAAUCAGCUCCUUUAGUUGCUGUUCCAGAAACGAAAAUAUUGGCUAAUUUACAAACUGUUCCGAUUGCCCAAGUAGCGCAAUUUGGUCAAGCUGCUUUAGCUACUUCUUAUUAUACACCGACUUAUAGCAGUUCUUUCGUACAAAUUUAUCAAUAAUCCGUGUAAAGAAAUUUCAAAACAUUGAUAAUUAAUUUAUUUAAUAAAUCAAUUUUA